AUGAUCGAGCGUUGGCUUUCAUCCCCCGGCGGAAGAACGAACAGCAUGAUCAAAGAUACCAGUACACUGGCGCUCAAUGUCAUCUCUUCGGUCGCUUUCGAGAAUACUGAAGUCAAUCAGCCGACACCAGGUCACCAACUGUCACUUCGCGAUGCACUAGUGACGGUGAUGAGUACUUCGAUCUCUCCGGCUAUAGAGGGUAUCAUGCCAGUCUUCAAAUUGCCCGUACUCGGAUCGCUACUUCCAACCAGUACUAGGAGGCUGCUACUCGCCAUGCAUGAGUUCCGGCAAUACAUGGACGAAACUGUCGUAAGAGAGCGAUCAAAAGUGACCGGCGGGCAACCCAAAGCUGCUACACUCAUCAGUACGCUGAUCAGGGCCAACGAUGCAACCAACACUGGAAGUGCGGGUUCGAAAGCUAAACUAUCUGACGCUGAGUUAAGAGGCAAUAUCUUUAUUUUCACAGUUGGUGGACUGGAGUCUACUUCAAUCACACUAUCAUACGCAUUGGCUUUACUGGCUGUGCACCCUGAGGUCCAAGACUGGGUAGUGGAAGAGCUGGAUGAAGUCCUGAAAGACGAAGCAACUGAUGACCCGGAGUAUGCAAGAAUGUUCCCGCGACUGAAGAGGGUAAUCGCUGUUAUGACCAGUUUAGAGUCCAAGAAAGCCCAUGAGAAUGUCGUUCUUCCGGCUAACACCCAAAUCAUGCUCAACUCAUGGGCUUCUCACACCUCAUCCGCCAACUUCCCCGAUUCGCUUACUUGGAACCCGAAGCGCUGGAUUCAGUCGCAAUCCGCCGGAAGUAGCAAGGUAACUCUAACCGAGAUACUGUCUGCUGAAGAACUCAAGCACCCAACGAGUGGUAGUGGAUUCUUCGCAUGGGGGACUGGCCCGAGGAUCUGCCCGGGAAUGAAGUUUAGUAAGGUGGAGUUUUGCAGUGUGUUGAGUAGCGUCCUGGAAAAGGUCCGGGUUGAAGUGGUGUGUCAAGACGACGAGAAGGUGGGGGUGGCUGGACAGAAGGUGAUGAGUAUUCUGCGGGACUCAUGUGCAGACCCGCUGCUGCUUCAUGUCAGACAACCAGAAAAGUUGGAGUUGAGGUUUAUCGAGCGCUAA
This is a messenger RNA of Alternaria conjuncta, 1113 nucleotides long. RefSeq lists its product as uncharacterized. The transcript has 2 exons. Lineage: Eukaryota; Fungi; Ascomycota; Dothideomycetes; Pleosporales; Pleosporaceae. The record is from RefSeq and is a predicted model, not a curated record. The coding region runs from base 1 to 1113 and encodes 370 amino acids. Gene Ontology annotation, molecular function: heme binding; monooxygenase activity; oxidoreductase activity, acting on paired donors, with incorporation or reduction of molecular oxygen.